CCGUCGUCGAGGUUUCUUGCGUGUGUUGUUCGUUUGGUGUAUUACCUACCUACGGGGCAAAUUUCGAUGAACCUUCUUUUUUUGGGAAUCUCUCGUGAAGGGUUAAAAAAAAGUGUGCGUUCAGGUUUACGUGUGUGUCAAUUUAAGGUAGUUUUUAUGCCAAAUACGAUUGUUUAUAUUCUGUGAAUUUUCUGGUGAAAACAUUAGGCCGACAUUAAGUGUGGAAUUCACGGUGAAUAGGAGUUGUGCGCGGUUUGGUGGAGUGUUUGCUGGAGAAGUUGAUCGUGAGAAAGUUUUGCUGCAAAAGUGUGUUGUUGAACAGUGAUUUUAAUCGAUUGGGAUUAGUAAUACACAUCCACAGGCGGCCGACCUUGUUGAUACAGCGUAUGUCGAACAGAGCUCCCAGGUGGCGUCCAAGUGAGUGAACAGUUACGAACCACAAAAUUCAACAUCAGAACAAGUCCUACGCAUUUCCGCAAUUCCGGCGUUCGUCUGGAGGGCAAAUUAACUGGAGGUACCUCCUAGUUCGGAAAACCGCGACCGCCGCGAAGAAGUCAUCGAAAUAGAGCGAUUGCUCGAACAGAUCGGCGACGCAAGGCAAUUCGUCGACUGGAAUCACGCGAAAAAAAAAGUUUUAAACCGGUGCGAUAAGUUUUGACCAAAAGUGGUCUCCAUCCCUGCUGCUGCGCUGUUGUUGUCCCAAAACGGUGCCGGGGCCAAAAAGAUAGCAUCAAUAAUAAAUGAAAUAAGAAUAAUAACGUUCCGGCGAGAGGCAGAAGAAACGUGCAGUGCAAGAGGAAACGCGAAAAACGCUGUUAAGUGUGGAAUUUUGGACGGUGUUUUGGGCUGUUGUUGUUGUUAUUGCUGCUGCUGUUGAUGCUUUUGAUAUUGUUGUGUUUGCUGCUAGUGAAGGUUGAAAUUUGCGCGGCUCGGUUGUUUAAAUAUUUUUGACAGCGUGUUUUUUUUUCUGCUUGUGUUGUUGGCCCGCUUACCGAGAACGUGUUUUGUGUCGUCGUGGCAUUUCUCUACCGGAACGUGUUAAUUUUUUGGUCCGUUUAAGGCGAUUGCCGUACUGAGCUGCUGUUGCUGAGACAUUAAAAAAAUCAACAUUAACACAGGUCUGACGUGAUGCUCUGAAUUUUUUAGUUAAGUUAUGAUAACUCUUAUUUCGCUCGGUUGCUCCUAAAUGGAUUAACGCCGCUGCUACUACUUAUUCGGUACACCGACCGCGGCACUUACUGUGGCAGUCCACCUCCCGUGCGAAAGAUACCAACUGUUCGACUCUGCAGAAAAACUAUGAUCCACCAUCAAACCAAAAUCACCUCCCAGCUAUAAUCGAUCGAGGUCGGCUGAUCGACCUGCGUCCGGGUCGACUACACUCUCCAGGGGUAACACGAUAAUCGAAACACCCUGCAAGCCCAAUUCCGCUGGACGGAACAGGAGGCAUCGGCGGGGAGAAAGCAAGGUUCCGCUAGUUUCACACCACCGACCGGCGAAGGAGGGUUACCGAAGUCAUAAACUGUUUCGUCUUAAUGUCUCGUGCUGCCACCGUCCAUCCGAUGGUGGUCGAAUUGCUUCUGCUGACUGCGCACUGAUACCCAUUAAGCGUCAAACUAUGUGAGUACGACUCUAGCAGCAAUCUGACCAAUCCCAAAGAACAUACAUCUUAUGCCCGCUCUGAGUGAUCCACUAGCAAAAUGAACGGCCUUUCCACCUUGAAUCGAUUACUUGGCAAACGAAACAAAGAUGUUUCCAAAUCCACCUCGAACCUCAGCCGGUCGACGACCAAUCUGGACAGCACUAGUCAGUACAACAAAAUUGUCCCGCUGGCCGCCAUGACCAACGCUCCGUUCGAACAAACCUUUCGGAUAACGGUCCUGCUACCGCGGGAUCAACUGUACGUGGCACGAAUUGGGGCCAAAACCCGCUUGUCUACCCUGAUGGACAUGGUUUGCAGUGAUAAGCAGCUGGACGCGCAAAAGUAUCUAUUCCGUCAUCCGGCCGACUUUCACCAGGGAUUCGAGCUGGACCUCACUAUCGGCGAGGUUGGACUGAACGAAAUCCGAUUGAUGUCCCGUGGGGAGCUGGAAAAUAUGCAAACCAAUGAGUACCGAUUAAGCACGAGUGACAUCUUCCGGCUGCAUCAGAAAAACCUUCGGGAGAAUUCAGUAUCCUCGUCCGAUUUAGGUCGAACCUCGAAGGUAGCGUUGAAAACGACUAGUCCCUACAGCUCUUCUAAUUCACUAAACUCAAUGGAUUCCUCGGGGCUGAGCUCCAGCUCUCGUGGAGGCGUCAAUGGAAACCAGCACCACGCACCAGUAGCUCCUGCGAGGAAGAAACGAAUCGCACCUAGGCCUCCUAGUCAAAACUCAAUUCCCGAAAAGGGUCCCCUGGAAACGGUUAGAGACGAUUCUAUCUUCAAGGAACCGCAGCUGCCUCCCUACUCCAAGAAAAAUUUUCACGUCUCUUCCCCCAAUCUCUAUAGCAAAGAGCUGAAAACCACUGACUCCUUUAAUAACAACAAUAACAACAACAACAAUAACCAAUCCAGCGAUUAUAACGGUAACGGUCAUCACACGCCAGAAAGCGUCGAGGAAAUAAACAACAUCAUCAACACCAAAACCUCGUACAGUACACUGAAAAACCGUCCCACGUCAAUGUACAUCAUCCGGGAGCCCCCGGAAACCAUUAAUCAUCAACCGCCGAACGGCAAUUUGCAGCGCAGUUCACUAAAUGGCACAGCCGGCAGCCUGGUGGAUAUCGUAAAUCACUCUCGCACUUCAUCCAACUCGUCCGAAGUAGUCAAGGACCCUCGGGAUUUUCAGGAAGGUCCAAAGCAGCCUCCGGAACCCAGAAAGCGCCUUGAUUCGAAUGCGAAAAAACCUAAAGCGCCAGCUCCGCCACCGCGAGGUGUGUCACUAGGCACUAAAUUAACGACGGAACCGAAAAUUGUCCCAACGCCUUCACCCAGGGCGCCGGUCCGGUCUACAAUGGCAUCCGAUAGCGACACCAUUAUAUCGGAAACCGACUCCAACCGUAGCGAAGCCGAUGAAUUACAGCGGAACAAAGAAACUGUAAACAAGUUGAACGCCGUCAACAGCACACACCAGCACAGGGCAGCUACCGCUGCUGUCCAGCCACAAAAUGUAACAAAAGUAAUGCUAAACGUUGAUCAAACAGCAGAUAUCCAACCGGCGGAGUUGUCCUCUCCAAGCACACCCAAAGCUUCGACAACCAGUGGAGCUUCCUUGGUGUCGAUAACAAUCGUGAAAGAGGAAGCACCCCCCACUACGGCAAACGGACACCACCCUGCGCCUGCCCAGUAUAAACCGGCAGUCGCUCCACCGAUCGUUUCUACCGUCCACAUUGUUUCCGCCGCAACUAAUGGCGAGCAAAAAGCGGGGCCCGAGGCCGAUCGACGACUUUCUAACGGUGAUAACAGUUCGGAGGAAGACAUUAAAAUCUACAACAUUGAAUCCGGUCAGGAGUUGCGCAUUCCGGAGGGUAAAUCCAAUCGUUCACCGAGCCCCGCAGAAGAGUGGACCUACACUCUACCGGCUCCGCCGAAAUUCGCCGAUUCGUCUAUCAAAUCCGGCGAGUACGAUGAGAAGCAACGUUAUUUCGAUCUGCAAUCGACCUACGUUGAGAACACUACCGUAAUGACGGACCAGCUGACGAUUGGUUCCGAUGAUACGGAGGAGAUUCGACCGAUUAUUCGUGAGAAAAUCCUGAUAGACGAGAGUGGGUUGGCUUCCAUGGAAACACUGGAAGAGCAUUCAUUGUCCACGAUGACGCCAAACGAGAGUGAGGACGGCACCGGCAGUAGAAUUCUAACGCCUGGUUUGAUCCCGUCCGACAUCGAGGAUAGCUACCGGGAUGGCAGUGAGUUGCGCGAAUCGAUGAUCCAAACGUUGGAAAAGCGCAAAGAAAAGUUGAAACAAAGCGAGCUGCAGGAUUUGAAGGACUCCAUCGAGGGGAGUGGUGUAUUGCAGCCAAAGGAGCAACCGCAGGAGUGCAACGAGAGUGAUAUUAUGAAAUGUGCCAAAUUGAACGAGGAAACGGUAGUCGAUGAUUUUGCGGUCGUUGUCAAACGGAACCAGGUAAAACCCACGCAGGCUGUGGCGCUUGCUGAAACGGAACCGAUUGCACCGAAGGAGAAUGAAGAACUGGUGGUGGUGAAACGAAAGACCGAAGUCAUUAGCGAGCUGAGUCAUGUCAUCAAAGACGAGAAUGGGCUUAAGGAAGUAUUGACUGGUGGGAAGAAAAUCGAGGAGGAGGAAAUUCCCGGUGCUAAUAGGAGCAGUUUGAGUACGUUUAAAAUAAGCACCUACAACAAUGUCGGCGAAGUCAGGGAAGUUUUGAGCCCACAACCUGCCGAAAUGUACAACGAGAAAGAGGAACAGGUCGUUAUACCACCCACUGCACCCAAAUAUGCUAGCGACGAGGAGGGCAACUUUGUUGUACGUCGCACGGUUUCUUCCGACUCCACUCACCGAGGCAAACUGAGCAGCGACGAAGACGAAUCAACUAAUCGCAACGUUGGAACUCCCCUCGGUAGCAACAACAACAAAAAAGAUCCUGGUCCGGUCAAACGACGCAGUUUAACCGUGUUGAACAGCACACCACGCAACAUCAAUCGCUCGGAUUCGUUCCAUUCGACCCGCUCGGAUUAUAUCCAAUCGUUGAAUAGCGUUAACGGGCUGAAGCUGACACCUCGCAGUACGUCGUACAUUUCGUUGAUCGGGGCACAGAAGUUCGAGAAUCGGUUCUCACAACCAAGCCAGCGGCGUAAGUCGACCAGCGAAAUGAGCAUCUGUGAUUCGCCUUCGCUUCAAAGUCUGGAAGUAAUCAAAAACAUUCUCAAUACGUCGAGAAGCAAUCUGGCUGGCGAAACUUUGCACUCUGUUCAAGAGAAGGAAAUUUUACCGAUGUCGGCAAUCAAACGGAACAGUUUUACCGAUAUCUCCACAUUGGUGCAGUAUAAAAGCGAGGUUCUCCGAGGUAACGGCAUUGUCCGACGGGAAAGCAUGAUAGAACGGAAAAUUGAGCAACUAGAGGAGGAAAAGCAGGUGGUUGAAGAAGAAGAGGAAUUAAAGCCGACAGUCAAGCUGGUGCCGGAGAAAAAGGUUGAAAUUGAGCAACCGGUGUGUCCUAAAACUAUCGACAACGACGAAAUUGUAGUCGACGUGUCCAACGAGUCCAAAAGCGAUGAUGAGAAGUUACAAACCAAGCAACUGUCGGCCGCUGCAAACAAGCCACAACCGCAAACCUCCGUGGUAAAUAUUACCACCACCAGUACGACCGUUGCUAGCAGUGGUGUUAGUGUGACGGUUAAUGCUCAAAGUAAUGGAAUCAGCGAGCAGAAGUGGGAAUACAAGGGCCCUCCAACCAUUAACUUUACCACCUGGAGCGAACGGCCAAAAAUAGAUGUUUCGAUUAAAUCCGAUCGUGAUUACCGAUUCGGAGGAAGCUCGACCCUACCGAGAGGGUACAGAAAUGUAAAUAAUACUACCAAAAUUAGCGUCAAUACAACCCCAGCGCCAUCAGCGGAGAAACAGAACGGAGUCGACUGCCCAGUUCCCCAUGAACAAGUGCCAUUGAAAAGCGGCGAUUCUGCACUCUCGCAAGAAGCAACUCAAAUUGAAACGGUUUCCGCGCAUUCCGAUAAAGAGCGUCUUCCGAUUGUUCGCGCCGUUGAGUACAAGAAAAAUGUUGUACCACCCCCCGUUGCACAGAAACCGAUCGAUAAACCGUUCUUCUAUGAGACAUUUUCUCGUAGCCAAUCGGCAGUAAUGCCCAAUGGUACCGCCACCAUUAACCGACUUACUCAUGGUCACAACAAAUUUCAACCGGUUGUGCGUGGUUUCAAAUCGAUUGACGAAAAAGAACCACCUGUGGCAUCGAAGGCCCGUCCGGGUUCUAUGAUUGAAUCGACUAAUUUUUCCACCGCCAUUCUAAAAAGCACUCCAGUCCGAAAGGAAAAACCAGCGCAACCAACAGCACCCGCUUUGCCUUUCGGACAGAACACGCUUCGCCGAACCGGUCUAAAGGACAAAAUUCUGGCCCAAGCAGCCCCCGAACCCGUUAAGCAAUCACCUACAAUCACGCCCGCACCUGUAUCCACACCACCUGCAACGGAUGGUACGGUUCCGAGCGUAGCUGCUGCACCACCACCUCCACCGGUGACGGCAAAACUUACAACUCCAGUGGUUCGCGGAGCAAUCGUUAAAAAACAACUCCCGCCACCCGAGGCGGAUCCGCGAUCGGCCUUGCUGGACGCCAUUCGGUGCUUCAACAGAGAAAAGCUACGCAGUAAGGACCCUAGCGCUGGUGAAGAAGCACCUUCGCAGUAAGCCCUAACCUAACUUAAUAAUGUAUCCUAAUGUUUAUUAUCUAACUUUCUUUCCCAUUCACUCUACGACUACCCAAGGCGGAAGCUGGAUAGUAGAUUGAAUCGUUAUUAACUUAUUACUUUGUUGUUCCCCCUGUUUUAAAUUUUCUUCUCUGUAUUGGCACAGCAAACUUUUCCCCUGAAGCGUUUUCAUUUUAAAUAGCACGCUUCAACAUGUAAUAAAGCAUAUACAUAAAUUUUAAACAUCGGUAAAUUUGUCUUAAAACGAGGUCAAUUCCACGUAAUUUGUUAUUUGAAUACGGGACCAAAGGUAAAAGGUGUUUUUGUAGCCAUUUCCCCCGGGCGGGUUGCCGAAAGGGGCGACUCUGUAGGUAAUCCACACGAGCACAACUAUGAGAUAAUAUAAUAGUAACUGUUGCCUGACACCAAGCCUCCCAGCAUCUGUGUGACAGAUUUGAACAGGCAACACUAAUAAAAUAUCAAUUAAACAAGAAAAUAAACACCUGCAGAUUUAUGCUGCCUAGACUAAUACAGCAAAACGAUAAUGAAUUCAAUCACUCGGGUAUUAAUCAUUAAUAAUUAGUUUUUUUUUUGUUGAUUUUAUCCUUACCCUUCAGCGAAUGUUUUUCUUUUGAUCCAAGAAAACUUACGCUCACAACCACAGUUUUUACACAAACACACACACACGUGAAAUGGAAAGAAAGAAUUAUCAUCAGUCAGUCAUUAAUUGCUAGGUGUACUAUUGAAACGUAGUUCUAGUAGGUUUCCUUAGGAUGUAAACGGCAAGUUAUCACAGCUAGAGCACUAGGAAGAAUCGAUAUAAAACGAUGAUAAACUUCUAACGGGAUAUCCAGGAUGUACAUUUUCGAUUAAAACAUACUUUUUGAAAUAAACUGAUAUUAUUACUAAUGGAA
This is a messenger RNA of Wyeomyia smithii (pitcher-plant mosquito), 7266 nucleotides long. RefSeq lists its product as uncharacterized. The transcript is spliced from 10 exons. The record is from RefSeq and is a predicted model, not a curated record. Lineage: Eukaryota; Metazoa; Arthropoda; Insecta; Diptera; Culicidae. The coding region runs from base 1698 to 6353 and encodes 1551 amino acids.